AUGGAAUCACUCUUUUGUCACAAUGGGAGGAGUGGAGAUGGCGAAGUGAAGGAACAUGAGAGUUCUAUUAGGCCUAGCAGUGGGGUUCAAUGCAUGAUGAAUGAUUAUAUGAGCUAUGCAAGCUCUGAUCUGUUUGAGAUGGAGAACAUUGGUGUGAUUGGGGUUGGAACUUUAAAUUACACAAAUCCAGAUCUCUCCUCUCUCAUUCACCAGGUUUGGGCAAUCGCAGACUCCAAACGACAAGGAUUUAUAGGUUUUAAGGAGUUCAUUACUGCGAUUCAGAUUGCAGGACAUGAAUUAAACAAAGAUCUCCUUAAAGUGACGGAUGACAGAGAGGUUAUAAAACCACCAUUGAUGGAAGGUAUGGAUGACUUGCUAGCAGUAAGUAGUCAUAUUAUUUAUUCUUUUUACAGUUACUUCAAAAGGAGACUUUUAGUUCCAUUGACCUUUUAUUGGUGCUCCUCUUCCUCUAGAAGCAUAAGGGUUCUAAAAGCAAUGACAAUUAUAAGACAGUACUAUGCUACAGCCAUCUUUCUCAGUAAAUUUGUUUACAUCAAAAUCUACCAAGAAGGAGCUCACAUUGGACCGGAGCCUACAACUGACAGAUUUGUUAUUGUUAUGCUUAUUGUUCUUCCUUACUCUAGACCUAAUGAAAGGAGCAUUCUUGGGAACACUAUUGCUAUUAAUGCAGACAUGCCAUUUAGUGGUCUAACCACUUUUGGAGGAUCUUUUCUGUCAAAAUUUGAGUGA
Camellia sinensis is the source of this 750-nucleotide messenger RNA. The record is from RefSeq and is a predicted model, not a curated record. NCBI's taxonomy places the organism in Eukaryota, Viridiplantae, Streptophyta, Magnoliopsida, Ericales, Theaceae.